AUGAGUACGCGGCAAGACCACCAAGCCGAGAACUCACUGCUUCCCUCCUUCAACCUCUUCAAGCUCGUCCGCGAUGCCAAGCCAGCAGUCCGCUACACCGUCUACGCCGGUCUCGGUCUGAUGGCCACGGUCGAGACGACUUUCUGGUUCUACGUGCUGCGAGCCAAGUUCUUUCCGCGGGCGUCAGCAGAGGAACAGGAGAAGGCCGAUGCGCUGCUCCAACGUUUGAGCGAGGCCAUGAAGAACUAUCGUCAUGUGUGGAUGACGAAUUACAACCGGUACUACGGUGCGCACAUGUGGGGGCUGGGGUAUGGAGGACUUGAUGGACUGGAAAAUUGA
Molecule: messenger RNA, 339 nt
Organism: Alternaria hordeiaustralica
Lineage: Eukaryota; Fungi; Ascomycota; Dothideomycetes; Pleosporales; Pleosporaceae
Exons: 2
Coding region: 1-339 (112 amino acids)
Source: RefSeq, a predicted model, not a curated record